AUGUCUCGAACAAUGAACCAACGCGUGCGUCGUUGCCAAGAAAGAACAUGGGCAAAAGCACGGAACCCUGAUCCUGAUAACGCUCAAACGUCACCGACAUACAUCGGCUAUAGAAACGACUUCACUUGUCAGUCCAAAAAAGCAAUGAGCUCUACACGUUCUAGGGCGUCUAGGAAUACUCCUCUGGUAGGGGCUUUACCUACACCGGAAGCCUUAUCCACUGGCACCCGACGAAACACAAGAAGAACGACGAAAAUCGAAGCUCCUGUCUUGCUUGAUGAAGACGCAGAGGGGGAAACCGACGAUGCGGUAGGGGAAGAAGAGAACCCAGAGAUCACGCCCGACGUGAUCGACGAACGCAAACAGCGAACCCGAGGACGAGUCAACGAGAUCAAGCUGGAUAGCGGUGAAGAAGAUGUCACCGAAGGUCGCAGUACGAGACGGUCAAAGUUGAAAAAAUCUGUAAGCUACAAAGAAGUACCUAUAGAUGAUGACGCGGAUACAUCUUUAUCCAUGUCUGUACCUCCAGAACUGGAACCGACCCGUUCUCGACAGCGAGGCUCAGCACGCUUGUCAGAGGUCCCCGCGCCCUCACCUCGUCGCAGCAGGAAAUCCGCAGAUGGAGAGUCUGACAAUACGCCCCCACCCAAGACCAUCGAGCGUAUAGGGUCAGGAAGAGGUGGCUUCAGCGUCAAGGGCGCCGCGGCAGCUGCCGCUAGGGCCAGGUGGGACAAAGUACGUAGGGAGAAGGCAGAGAGGGGAGAAGAUUCGGAUGGCGAUACUCCUCGCAGAGUCAAAGCUGCAGGCGGAGGGAGGAGGGAGCAGAGACCGAAUGUGGAGACUUUCGAAGUUGGAAGUAGUAUGACUCUCAAAGGGAAGGAAUAUACAGUGGGAGAUGACGAGUUGGUCCUGCCGGAUGACGUGAAGGGUGAUGCGAAAAUUGAUUUAGAAGGGAGACUGUUAGGCGGCCGAGAAUACAAAAUCGUCACUUUCACUUCCCCAUAUCGACGUAAUCCCAAUCGUCUUUACGGUCUAACAAUCGAUGUCGCUCGCGCAUGCGGUUACGUUGACUCGCUCGCUUUCCUCCGAAGAUGUCCCCUGCUACUCAAGUUGUCAUGCAAAGAGGAAGAACGGCAGAUGUUGAUAGAUAUUGGACGCGUGUCUGGAAAUCUGAAACAUCGUAUGGUCACCAUGGUGUGUAUGCGGAAUACAUUCAAGGUGAUGGGUGCGAGACUGAUCAAGGACGGUAAAUGGGUCACAGACGAUUAUUACGAAGAAGAAGCUCUCACCAAAUGUGCUCAAAGUGGUUUCACGCCCUACGGUCCAGUACACGAAGAUGAAAUCCUGUCAAACGCUCUUACUUCAGGUCAUCACAAUCGUCCUCCUAUCUCUGAGUACCCAACAAGAUCGAAUGUUUCUCUUGCACCAGUCUACACUCUUGGGGGUCCUACAACCCAAUUCGGUACCGCUGGUUUGGACCCUUGGACUGAUGCCGGGAUGGGUAAUAAACGUGCCAAGUUGCGCGGAAUGGAAGUGACGGAAGAAGAUUGGAUUUUGAGGUAUGCAGAGGAAAGCAGAGCACUUGACGAAACGUUGAGAGGAUAUAGACAGGAGAGAUUGUCGGUGUUGGAAGGUGAUGAUGCACGACCUUGGGUGUGGGCGGGGUUAUAUGGUGGUCUGGGCCAGUCAACGAGGCCGAGGUUGGUGCAGGCGAAAAGGACGGAGGAAGGGGGAAAUAAGGUAGGUGACGAAGAGACCACCAAACAAGAGGGUGGGAACGUGGAGGGAGAUAUAAUCAUGGAAGCGGUGAGACCAGUUCCGGAUGGUGCGGGAACCAUUAUCGUUCAAACUCCAGAGGAGGAAAAUAGAAGGAAUGGAAGACUUCCUUGGUCGGAAGGUGUCGUUCAAGCGGCGUACGAGCCUCAUACUCAUACACCUCAUAUCCCACUUCAUACCCAACCGACCACCGCUACCCUCACUCGUCUCGCUCCAUAUCCCACUCUCGAUCAAACCCAAUACCCCCCAUCUGGCGUCCAAAUGACCGGAUUGACAAGUAUCGAAUACGACUUUGUGAAUUCAUAUCCACCCGGCGGAGUCUGGCCUAUGGGUGAAGUCUGGAAUUGGAGUUCGAACGGAGAACUAAACUUAUUGUCCACGAGUGGGGAACAGUUCGGACCAUUGUCUACUCGAUCGGAAACGAGAAUGUGGGAUAUGGGUGUGGGAGCAGGCUGGGAAGAUCAUUCGAUGGUAGCGGGGGACAAUUGGGGUGGGUUUGAUGUGGGGAUGGUGAGAGAAGAAAGGUGUAGAUUGGUACGGGAGGCAGAGGAAUGGGAAAGGGUGGAAAGGGCAAAGAGACAAAGAGAUUUCAAAGGCAAGUUCUCACAUCAUGCUCCGACAUGUUCGGAACGCACAGAGCUUGUGUCCGAGGCGGCGGCAUGGACAGAAAUGUUGGGUGGAAUAACAGAUUGGGUGAUGUCCCGGGGGGGUCCCACUGCGCUUGGAGGGACGGCCUCUGGCCCUGUGACCAAAGCGUUCACAACCAAAUGCAUCCAAUCGGAGGAAAGGUCUCUUGGCUGCCUCGCCAGGCCAGCUGGAUCAAAAUCAGGAUCCUCGGGGUAA
Molecule: messenger RNA, 2619 nt
Organism: Tremella mesenterica DSM 1558
Lineage: Eukaryota; Fungi; Basidiomycota; Tremellomycetes; Tremellales; Tremellaceae
Exons: 7
Coding region: 1-2619 (872 amino acids)
Source: RefSeq, a predicted model, not a curated record